AUGUUGCACUCAUCAAUCAACACAUUACCACAUUACAAGCAAGUCUCCUUGGAGGAGGAUGUGAAAAUGGUGAAAAGUGUUACAUACAUGCGGCUGGAUGGAUCAGUUGAAUCAGAAAAGCGUUUUGAAGUUGUGAAGGCCUUCAAUUCUGACCCGACCAUUGAUGUUCUUCUGCUUACGACACAUGUUGGUGGGCUUGGUCUGAACCUGACAUCAGCUGACACCCUUGUUUUCAUGGAACAUGACUGGAAUCCAAUGCGGGAUCAUCAGGCAAUGGACAGAGCGCACAGAUUAGGUCAGCGAAAAGUUGUUAAUGUUCAUCGUCUCAUAAUGCGAGGAACCCUGGAAGAGAAA
Ilex paraguariensis (yerba mate) is the source of this 354-nucleotide messenger RNA. NCBI's taxonomy places the organism in Eukaryota, Viridiplantae, Streptophyta, Magnoliopsida, Aquifoliales, Aquifoliaceae. The record is from the annotation of a GenBank genome assembly.